Molecule: messenger RNA, 2125 nt
Organism: Annulohypoxylon maeteangense
Lineage: Eukaryota; Fungi; Ascomycota; Sordariomycetes; Xylariales; Hypoxylaceae
Product: aromatic compound dioxygenase
Exons: 2
Coding region: 729-1655 (308 amino acids)
Biological process (GO): catechol-containing compound metabolic process
Molecular function (GO): ferric iron binding; catechol 1,2-dioxygenase activity
Source: RefSeq, a predicted model, not a curated record
GAGACGAUUCUCUUACAUGAUCUUACAAACACAUAGGUAGUAGACAUCAGCAAGUGCUAACUACCUAGUACAUAGAAUCCAUCAGGGUCCAACUUCAAAAGUAUAAUGAUCAUGACCAAGGUUUCAUCUGGUAAAAACCACCAAUUACAGGAGUUUAAGAAGAAGCUAUUUCCCUACCUACCUAGGUAGUAGGUACAUAAAUAGCAUCCCUUGAACCCGAAACGACACGCGACCGCCGAGCUAGAAGCUCUAGAAGCCAACCACUAAGCUUGUUCCCUUCUUAAGGGCGAUUUAUCACCCGAGAGGCCAGGGAGUUUAAUAUCGCUGCCGUGAGAGCAAUCCGAUCCACCUACGUCCACAUAUAGGGGCCUUUUGAUGACGGCGGGGUUUCUCGAUCUUCAGGAACCAACCUAUCAUAGAUGAUCCAUUGCUCAUGCUGCUCAUAUUAUGAAGGGAUCGGUGGUAAAACUUAAAUGAAGUCGGUGUUUCUAUUUGAUGUUUGUCUUUGUCCGUGUAUUAAAGUUCCUCCUCAGCUGUCGAAUAUAUCUAGCCGGUGCCCAGAUGAUAGUCUAGUGUAAUAUUCACACACACCUAUCCUCUACUCAUACAUACACUCAUCUUCCGUCGUCAUUAUUCUACCUAGAGUGUACACACAUAACUUCACACUCACCUGAACAUAAUACCUUGAAUUCAUUAGCAGCUCAUUUCUUCCUAAUCUACCUAACAAAAUGGCCACCGAGACAAACGGCGCAUCCAGCGCUCCUAAACCCUCCAAAUAUGACCCUAACUUCACACAACACGUCAUCGAUACCAUGGGCCCUAACACAACACCUCGGAACCGAGUUGUCUUAGGAGCUCUAAUCCGCCAUAUCCACGAUUUCGCGCGGGAAGUCGACCUCACAAUUGACGAGUGGAUGGCUGGAGUACGGUAUAUCAACGCAGUCGGACGAGUGUACUCAGAGUCAAACCAAACACGCAACGAAGCGCAUCGUCUCACCGACAUCCUCGGCCUCGAAUCACUCGUCGACGAGAUCGCGCACAAGAUCAUCUCCGACACCGACACCGACCCGACUUCCUCCGCAAUCCUCGGUCCCUUCUGGAGCCCCGACGCGCCCUUCCGCGAGAACGGCGGAACCAUCAUCCAGAACCCCGCCAAAGACGGGCGCGUCGUCCUCAUGCACGGCGUCAUCUCCGACCUAAUCACCGGCAAGCCGAUCCCGGGCGCCGUCUUCGACAUCUGGCAGGCUUCCGCGAACGGCAAGUACGAUUUCCAGGACCCGGACAACCAGACCCCGAAUAAUCUACGCGGCAAAUUCAGGGCGGACGAGAACGGGAAGUACUGGUUCUACUGCUACUACCCGACGGCGUACUCGCUGCCGAGAGACGGGCCCUCGUUCCAGCUGUUGACUAUGAUGGACCGACACCCGAUGAGGCCCGCGCACAUCCACAUCAUGGUAACACACCCAGACUACAGAGGCUGCACCACGCAACUCUACCCCAAAGAAGACGAGUGGCUUUCCUCCGACACCGUGUUCGCCGUGAAAGACGACUUAGUCGUGGACUUCAAGCCGCUCGAGGGCGAUAGCAAGGCGAAGCUCGAGUUAGAUUACAAUGUCAUCUUGGCGCCGAAGGAUUAUAAGGGGAAGCCAUUUUAAACGAGAUUAUCUUUCCGAGAAUCGUAAACUUUGACCUAGGGUCGCGUAACUAGAAGUUUAGGAUCGGGUUGGCGAUCAUACAUAAGUAUCGGAGUUUAAACGAAAAGAGGAUGCGUGCGCAUACAUAUCGUGGAAGUGGCGGUGCGGUAGCAAGUCGCGGAGCUCGGUUGGAGUUGUUGCAGCUCCUAGAGGAAAGGGGCAGACGCAGACACUCUUAUUGGCGAGGGAUGGGAUGAUAGGCGUUCUAAUGUCUCAGCGCCGAUUUCUGUAUUUAUACGAAGCUGCAUGAAGCUGUCUUUGAGCUGCAGCGUACGAGGUAAUGAAUUAACAAACGCCCAUUGCAGCGAUCUGAACAUAUACCGAGCCCGGUUGCCAGAGUAUCGUGAGAAAACUGGUGAUGUUCAAUUAGAUACUAGGUAGUGAAUUUCUAUUAGGAGGUUUAAGGGCGGACGAAGAGAGAUACUUGAUCG